ACUGUGAUGUUGGGCGUGUCCAUGCAGAGUAAACGUUGUGGUUUUUUGACAGGGCGACACAUUAAAAAGCUUCAGGCGGAUUUUAGCCACGCCUAACAAAUACCCCAUACUGUUUUAUUGGUAUUUGGCAACGUGUUUCACUGUUGUAGCGUGCCUGUUCACAGUCAGACAUGGCUGCCCAAUGUGUGACCAAAGUGGAGUUGACAGUUUCCUGUGAUAAUCUCCUGGACAAAGACAUUGGAUCCAAAUCAGAUCCUCUGUGCGUGCUAUUAAUGAGCACCUCGGAUUCACAGUGGUAUGAGUUGGCGCGCACAGAAAAAGUCCAGAAUUGCCUCUGCCCAAAGUUUGCCAAAAAGUUUGUCAUCGACUACUACUUUGAGAUGGUGCAGAAAUUGAAAUUUGGGAUUUAUGACAUCGACAAUAAGACCAUUGAUCUCAGCGAUGAUGAUUUCCUAGGAGAACUGGAGUGUACCUUGGGCCAGGUUGUGUCCAGUAGAAAACUGACCAGGCCUCUGGUCCUGAAGAACAAGUCACCUGCAGGAAAAGGGACCAUCACAAUCAAUGCUGAAGAAAUUAAAGAUAACAGGGUGGUAAAUUUUGAGGUGGAGGCAAGAAAACUGGAUAAUAAGGAUUUCUUUGGAAAGUCUGACCCGUAUCUGGAAUUCUACAAGCAAACAGAAACUGGAUGGCAACUGGCUCACAGGACAGAGGUGGUAAAGAAUAACCUAAAUCCAACAUGGAGACCAUUCCGAAUCCCCCUGCAGUCUCUCUGUGGAGGAGACAUGGAGAAACCAAUUAAAAUUGAGUGCUUUGAUUAUGACAGUGAUGGCUCACACGAUCUUAUCGGGACUUUCGAGACCACGAUGAAACGCCUUCAAGAAGCAUCGCGCACUUCUCCGGCGGAAUUUGAGUGCAUCAACAGUAAAAAGAAACAAAAAAAGAAAGGCUACAAGAAUUCCGGUGUUGUGAGUGUGAAGCAUUGUCAGGUGGUCAAAGAGUAUACAUUCCUGGAUUAUAUUAUGGGGGGUUGUCAACUCAACUUCACUGUAGCAAUAGACUUCACUGGUUCCAACGGGGAUCCAAGGUCACCUCAGUCUCUGCAUUACAUCAGUCCACAGGGAGUGAAUGAGUACCUCUCUGCUAUUUGGUCUGUGGGCAACGUCAUCCAGGACUAUGAUAGUGACAAGAUGUUUCCAGCCUUUGGCUUUGGUGCACAGGUCCCUCCAACAUGGCAGGUCUCCCAUGAGUUCCCGCUUAAUUUUAACCCAGCAAAUCCAUACUGUGCAGGUGUUCAAGGGAUAGUGGAGGCCUACAGGGUUUGCCUCCCCCAGGUCAAACUUUAUGGUCCCACAAAUUUCUCACCAAUCAUCAACCAUGUAGCGUGCUUUGCAAAGCAAGCUCUUCAGCAGAACACUGCAUCACAAUACUUCGUGCUACUCAUCAUCACAGACGGAGUGAUCACGGACAUGGAUCACACACGUGACGCCAUUGUCAAUGCCUCACGUUUGCCAAUGUCCAUCAUCAUUGUGGGAGUGGGCGCGGCAGACUUCGCUGCUAUGGAGUUUUUGGACGGAGACGACGGGCGUCUUCGCUCUCUGGCUGGAGAGCCCGCCAUGCGAGACAUUGUGCAGUUUGUACCAUUCAGGCAGUUCCAAAAUGCACCCAGCCACGCUCUUUCACAAAGCGUAUUGGCAGAGUUACCUCAACAAGUGGCAUCCUUCUUUGGGCUAUUCAAACUGAAGCCUCCCCAUGAACCCAGUUCUUCCUAGGGGUUCCCCAUAUAUUUGGCCCCAAAGGAAGCCCUUGCAAAGAGCGUGUUGGCUGAAGUUCCAGGUCAGCUUGUGGAGUUUUGCAAUACCAUGAAGCUGAGCCCACCCAACACCAAUCCUGUUGCAAAGCCUGCAAAAGCCAUGUGAUGUUGCUCCACAAAUCAACUGGAUCAUACAUCACAGAAAUAACUUCUUUCUACUUGACCCCUUUUGCUGAAAGCCAGAAAUGAACACACAAAGCACUCCACAUUUUUGACCAAUCGCACUCUUUAUAAAGCAGUUUUCUCUAAACUGUACAAAAAUUAAGUUUACCACAAUGUCACCUUUAUGUCCAUGUAGGCUCAUUUAUGUUAUUGUACACUGUUGCUUUGUUUUAUCUGUAUCACAUUUUUUUAAUUAUAUAAUUUUACUUAGGAAAAAUUAGUCUUGUGCUUCACUUGUACCAUGAAAAGUUAAUGGAUUGAAUAAGGUACAAGCAAAUUUGUGGACUUUCGUUUACAUCCUUACGAUGUCAAUACACCAAGACAAUAGUGCUGCAUAAAUGUAAGCCAUUAUUUUGCUUUUACGAAGUCAUUUUGUUCACUGAAAUGCCAAAACCCUUCAUUUACCAUAUAGUAUGAUAUAUUUCUUGAAGCAAUUAUUUGAAAUGUACAAAUGCCAUCAUUGUUUAUUUUGCUUUCCCGAUGUGCCUGUCAUGUACUGUAGCUAAUGCAAAAGAAAACCAAGGCCAACAUAUAGUAUAUUAUUGCUAAUAGAGUAAACAUAAUUUGCAUCAGUGUUAACAAACAGUAGAGACAUGUUUAAAUCUCGAAUAAAAGAAAUUCUACUGCUUUCUAUAUUUGGUGGUGAUCUGUAUGUGCAUGCAAGUAUAAAAUACAAUCCAUCUAUUCAGUUUCACGAUCAGUUAUCUCAACUAGUAUUGUGGGUUUGAUGUUCUUACACCUGCCAGCCAAUCAAAAGGCAGAGAUACACAACCAUUCAUGUUUU
Molecule: messenger RNA, 2756 nt
Organism: Corythoichthys intestinalis (scribbled pipefish)
Lineage: Eukaryota; Metazoa; Chordata; Actinopteri; Syngnathiformes; Syngnathidae
Product: copine-3
Exons: 17
Coding region: 171-1769 (532 amino acids)
Biological process (GO): cellular response to calcium ion; ERBB2 signaling pathway
Cellular component (GO): plasma membrane
Molecular function (GO): receptor tyrosine kinase binding; calcium-dependent phospholipid binding
Source: RefSeq, a predicted model, not a curated record